AUGGCUGGCCUCUCUGCUGUACCCCUGUCAUUAGCCGUCCCAGCCGUGGCCGCAGUUGCGGCAUAUAUCAAUGCCCGCUGCCUAGUGUCGUAUGAUCUCCGUCUGCUUGGGUCCCUCUUGCCAACGCUGGCCAAUGUGGCCUGGUGGAAGUCUCGUGGACAGGUGAACCUCUUUUACCGUCUGGAAUCCUUGGCAACCUCGAAAUCGUCCCAGGACCGCGAUUUCCUUCGCUGGGAGGAUAAGUCUUACACGUAUGCCCAGGCGUACGACAUUGUACUGCGCUAUGCCAACUGGCUGAGUGCGCAGCGAGGCGUUAAGAAGGGCGAACUCGUUGCCCUGGACUUCCAGAACACCGACACCUUUCUCUUCCUCAUCCUCGCCCUCUGGGCAAUUGGUGCCCGCCCGGCCUUGAUCAACUACAACCUGAGCGGCAAGCCGCUCGUGCACUGCAUCAAGCAGGCAGAAAGCCGACUCGUCUUGGUCGACCCCGUGGUUGCUGGGAAUGUUGGUGACGAUGUCCGGUCGGAUCUUCCCGAUGUCGCCUUCGAGGUUGUGAACCCGGAGCUGGAGCUGCAGAUACUGCAGACGGACCCUGUUCGGCCUCCGGAUGACGUUCGAGAAGACCCAAAGAGUACUCUUGACAUGGCCAUGUUAAUCUUCACGAGCGGGACAACUGGUUUACCGAAAGGGGCCAUUGUCUCCUGGGCCAAAAUCCUGGUCAUCGGCGGGUUUUCCGGCAGGUUGAUUGGGAUCAAAUCGAGCGACGUUUUCUAUUCGGCAAUGCCACUGUAUCACAGCACAGCAAUGCUUCUUGGGUUCAUCCACACGCUCUUGGCUGGUGCCACAUAUGCUAUGAGUCGUAAAUUCUCGACGAGCAACUUCUGGGAAGAUAUUCGAAAGCAUGACGCGACCAUCACUCAGUAUGUUGGCGAGACGUGCCGGUAUCUCCUGGCAGCGCCUGCCGCGAUAGAUCCAGUCACGGGUGAAAAUCUUGACCGCAAGCAUUCUCUGCGAAUCGCCUUUGGAAACGGUUUGCGGCCCGACGUGUGGAAUCGCUUCAAGGAGCGCUUCGGGAUAGAGACCAUCGUUGAGUUUUAUGCUGCAACCGAGGGCAACUUCGCCACAUGGAAUAUAAGCCGGAACGACUUCAGCACGGGCGCGGUGGGUCGCGGUGGAAGUCUGUAUUCCUUCCUCCUUGGCAAAACCUACGCCAUUGUCGGGGUCGACCAUGACACAGAAUUGCCUUACCGAGACCCCAAAACCGGCUUCUGUUCCCGGACGCCUACCGGGGAGCCGGGCGAAUUGCUGUUCAAGCUUCCAGCCAGCGAUGUCGAGUCCAGGUUCCAGGGCUACUACGGGGACAAGGACGCGACCUCGAAGAAGGUCAUGCGGUCAGUGUUCACAGAGGGGGAUGCCUGGUUCAGGACCGGGGAUGUGCUACGCUGUGACCAAGAAAACCGCUUGUGGUUUAGCGACCGGAUCGGUGACACGUUUCGCUGGAAGAGCGAGAAUGUUUCAACUGCCGAAGUCUCACAGUGUGUCGGACUGCACCCAGAUGUCGUCGAGGCCAACGUGUACGGGGUUCAGGUCCCGAACCACGAGGGGCGUGCAGGAUGUGCUGCCGUCAUCUUCAGGGAGGGAGCCUUCCCGGUUGGUGACACAUUAAAGACACUGGCCGAGCAUGUUACAACGGGUCUACCGAAGUAUGCGAGGCCCCUUUUUCUCCGAGUCGUAAGUGGCGGGGCCUUGCAAAGUACGGGUACAAACAAACAGCAAAAGCACCACUUACGCAACGAAGGCGUAGAGCCGGGGAAGACCGGCAGUGACGAGAUUUUCUGGCUCAACGGUGGGACAUAUGUAAACUUCUACCCGACGGAUUGGAAAUCCCUGCAAGCGGGCCAGGCAAAGCUUUGA
Messenger RNA from Lasiosphaeria miniovina, 1914 nucleotides. RefSeq lists its product as uncharacterized. The record is from RefSeq and is a predicted model, not a curated record. Gene Ontology annotation, cellular component: cytoplasmic side of plasma membrane; lipid droplet; peroxisome. Gene Ontology annotation, molecular function: long-chain fatty acid transmembrane transporter activity; very long-chain fatty acid-CoA ligase activity; long-chain fatty acid-CoA ligase activity. Gene Ontology annotation, biological process: long-chain fatty acid import into cell; very long-chain fatty acid metabolic process. Lineage: Eukaryota; Fungi; Ascomycota; Sordariomycetes; Sordariales; Lasiosphaeriaceae. Bases 1 to 1914 code for a protein of 637 amino acids. The transcript has 3 exons.